This is a messenger RNA of Rhododendron vialii, 1351 nucleotides long. RefSeq names its product E3 ubiquitin-protein ligase SINA-like 10. Gene Ontology annotation, molecular function: zinc ion binding. Bases 53 to 1156 code for a protein of 367 amino acids. NCBI's taxonomy places the organism in Eukaryota, Viridiplantae, Streptophyta, Magnoliopsida, Ericales, Ericaceae. The transcript has 2 exons. The record is from RefSeq and is a predicted model, not a curated record.
UACCAGCCUCACAUAUAUUUAAAUCCGCUAAAUUUGGAAAGUGGGAUUAAAAAUGGCGAAAUUCUCGGUGGGAAGAGAAGAAGACGAUAACGAAGGACCCAGCAGUCCAAGGCCCAAGAAACGAAGAACAACAUGCUAUCAAUCCCAACGACAACAACGGGAAAACCUAACCCUAGACCAACAGGAACAAGAAGAAGAAGUGGAAUCCGAAUGUGAUGAACAAGGAGAAGAACAAGAUGAAGAAGAAGAAGAGAGAGAAUCUGAACAUGCUGAGGAAGAAGAAGAAGGUGAAGAGGAAGGCAAUGAGGAGGAAUCCGAUUGGGCUAACACGGGUUUCCAGUCGAUUGGCGAUCGGGGUUCGGCGGGACCCAGUGGAGAUGGGUCCAUUUGCGUAACCCUAACGGACCCAGAUGUGCUUGAUUGCCCCAUUUGCCUCGAACCCUUGAAUAGUCCUGUUUUUCAGUGUGAGAAUGGACAUAUCGCAUGCUCUUCUUGUUGUAUCAAGCUUGGAAACAAGUGUCCCUCCUGCUCUUGGCCAAUAGGCUAUAACCGUUGUAGGGCUAUUGAGAAGGUCAUCGAAUCGGUCAAAAUAUCAUGCAUAAACAUCAAGUAUGGGUGCAAUGAAUCAGUGAGUUACAACAAGAUUCAUGACCAUGAGAAGAUGUGUAUCUAUGGGCCAUGUUCCUGCCCACUUUCUGGAUGCAACUUUAUUGGAUCCUCCAAGGAUAUAUUCCUUCACUUUAGCAUCAACCAUUUGAAUUCAGCUAAGCGCUUUCAGUACAACUGCCUCUUCCCGUUAGAGUUGGGUGUGGGACAGAGGUACCUUAUUCUUCAAGAGCAAAAUGAUCGCACGACUUUUGUUCUCAAUCAUGGGGUUGAACUUCUGGGAAAUGUGGUAAAUGUUAUCUGUAUUGCGCCAAGCUCAACACAGAGAGGGUAUUCAUACGAUCUCAUAGCUAGAAAGGAGGACAGCUCCGUGAGGCUACAAUCUUUCACGGAGAGUAUACCUCGAUGGGAUGAACAUCUUCCUCUGAAGAUGUUCCUGCUAGUUCCAAGUGAUUUUCGUGGUUUUUCUGGGAAGCUUAAAUUGGAGCUCUGCAUACGGAGGCCUCAGGAUGCUCCUGCACCCAUCUUAAGAGGUAAUUGUGUUAUUUGAGGUAGUUGUAGGUGGUGUUGGUGUAAAACCGUUGUAUCUGACCAGUGAUUUGAGUUGGGUAUUAUCGAUUGUUGUUAUAAGAUGAUGAAACUUGCUUCUGUUACGUUGGCGGUGGACCAGUUUAUGCCAGAUCAUAUUUGAACUUUGUAUUGUCAAAAACUUCCAGUUAGGAAGUUCAGCUGCUCCAUCUUCUAA